This is a messenger RNA of Anopheles marshallii, 1179 nucleotides long. RefSeq names its product beta-1,3-glucan-binding protein-like. NCBI's taxonomy places the organism in Eukaryota, Metazoa, Arthropoda, Insecta, Diptera, Culicidae. The coding region runs from base 1 to 1179 and encodes 392 amino acids. The record is from RefSeq and is a predicted model, not a curated record. Gene Ontology annotation, molecular function: hydrolase activity, hydrolyzing O-glycosyl compounds. The transcript has 2 exons. Gene Ontology annotation, biological process: carbohydrate metabolic process.
AUGCAGAGUGUUAACAUUCCGUUGGUUGCCUUGCUGUUGGCCGGACUAGCAGUGGCGUUGGGUGAACAGAACAGCCCUAGGUGUACGGUGUCCGUAACAACCGCUAGUGGUAGUAGGGCUCGCGCUGGACCUUACUGUGCAGGAGAACUUAUCUUUGAGGAUAACUUCAAUACGCUGGACUUUGAAACAUGGGAGCAUGAAAAUACUCUCAGCGGUGGAGGCAAUUGGGAGUUUCAAUGGUAUCUGAACCACCGAUCGAACUCUUACUGUGAAAAUGGUAUCUUCUACAUCCGUCCGACACUGCUUGCGGAUGAUACGGGUGAGGCCUUCUUGAGCAGCGGUACCUUGAACGUUCACGGUGGAUCGCCAGCUGAUCAGUGCACAAAUCCCACGAACUGGGGAUGUGAGCGUAGCGGUACUCCGACGAAUUUGAUCAACCCCAUCAAGAGUGCCCGUGUGCGCACGGUGAACUCUUUCAACUUCAAGUACGGAACGAUGGAGGUUCGUGCCCGUAUGCCCACCGGGGAUUGGCUCUGGCCCGCUGUUUGGUUGCUGCCGAAGCGUCAGGUGUAUGGAACGUGGCCUGCCUCGGGUGAGAUCGAUCUGCUGGAGUCUCGAGGUAACCUGGACUAUCGAGGCGCUGAUGGAGUUCAUAUCGGGACGGAGCAAUUCGGAUCUACGCUUCAUUUCGGACCGAGUCCCACUCUUAACGGAUGGGAUACGACUGUUGCAUACAAAAACUCACCCGCAGGACAGGGCUGGAACACAGGGUUCCACAACUAUCAGCUCACCUGGACGCCCGAUUAUAUCCGUUUCUCGGUUGACAACCAAGUCGUCCGACAGAUCGAUGCCGGUACUGGAUUCUGGAACCGUGGAAACUUCGGCAACAUUGCGCCGGGCACUGAGAACCCUUGGAUUCAUGGAACUCGUAUGGCUCCUUUCGAUCAGGAGUUCUACAUUAUCUUGAACUUGGCUGUCGGUGGCACGAACGGAUACUUCCCAGAUGUUCCGCCUGCGUCCAAUGGUAACCGAGGUAAGCCGUGGUCAAACACCUCACCGACUGCUGCCCGUGACUUCUGGAAUGCACGCGGCUCUUGGCUUCCGACGUGGCGUAUGACCGACAACCGGGGCAAGGAGUCUUCUCUGCAAAUUGAUUACGUGCGCGUUUGGGCAUUGUAA